Molecule: messenger RNA, 582 nt
Organism: Cryptomeria japonica (Japanese cedar)
Lineage: Eukaryota; Viridiplantae; Streptophyta; Pinopsida; Cupressales; Cupressaceae
Exons: 2
Coding region: 1-582 (193 amino acids)
Molecular function (GO): RNA-DNA hybrid ribonuclease activity; nucleic acid binding
Source: RefSeq, a predicted model, not a curated record
AUGUGCAAACAUGAAGAAAGGAAAGAGCAACAAAGGGAGUCAGAGGUUAGAGAAGUUAGUCGAGGCACCGGAGGAGCUAAAGCAGAGAUAAAUAGGGAGGGGUGUUGGUCUCCUCCUCCUCGAGGAGUUUUGAAACUCAACACAGAUGGUUCUUCUCGAGGAAACCCUAGUCAUGCCGGUAAUGUUCAGUUUAUAUUUUCUGUUUAUAAGGGUCUUCGUACUAAAAAUUCGAUGGAGGCUCUUGUCAUUUUAUAUGUUGUGGAGCGUCGUUGUCAUCUUGGGUGGAGAAGGAUUAUUUGUGACUCUAAUUCUCAGGUGGUGGUGAAUUUGUUGAAUAAAUGGACUUUAGAUGAUGUUAGUUGGCAUUUAGCUUCGGUUGUUAAACAGAUUCUUAAUUUGUGUGCUUCUUUGGAUUCUAUUACUUUCAAUCAUAUUCCUAGAGAAUGGGACAGAGUAGCAGAUUGUUUGGCCAAAUGGGCUUCUGAUCAUAUGCAAAAUUGGAACAUUGUGGAUAGGGGUCAAUUACCUCUGGAUUUGUCUCAAAAGUUGGACCACUUAGUGGAGCUUGGCAAGGCUAUGUAA